UGCCUUACGGAAUUUAUCUAAACAUGAGCAUUAUUUAGCAAACUGAAUUUUAUUUUACUGACGUGGUGAACAACACUCGGGGUAAUUCGUCUUUUUCCGUGACUCCUCCUCCGAUCCGCCUGAAGGUUGUCAGGGGCAACUGCCAGGGACGCUUCCACACGGUAGCUGAAGUACAACACGGCAACUCAAUGCUUUUACCCCUUUUUCGCCAACUUUGGGGGCCGCCUUCCUAAGUAAAGGUGAUAACGGGCUAUGGCUGUAUAUUUUGAUCACCGUAUUGAAGCCCAUAAAAACACUGCUGCACCAUCCCAGCUAACAUGGCACACAGCACUACCCAUACUCGCUGUUGCGUCAAGCAGCUUUACCGUCGGAGGGAAUGUCGAUGUUUACUUACAGCAGGGAGAGCAUGUAGAAUCCUGCCACAUUGAGCGGCCUCAUCACGCUACAGUACUUCGCUGGCAUCCCACAAAGCCAGUGCUGGCUCUGGGUUGGGAAAAUGGUGAGGUCCUGUUGCUGACAUACCCUUCUGGAGAUCAAACCAUCUUACCAACCGCACAUGCUGCCUGCAUGACUCUAUUGGAAUGGAGUGGUUCUGGCAGCCGCUUGGUGACUGGUGAUCAGAAUGGCACACUGGCUGUGUGGAAACUUGAUGCCAGAGGAAAACUUCAAGGAAAUCAUCAAGUAAAGCAUGAAUAUAAAGAACCCCUAUCUUGCUGCAUCUUUAAACCAACUGUGCCCGGAGAUGACGUGGCUAUGCUUGCACGUGCAUCAGUUAGUGGAGAUGAAAAAGCCUUAGACAUGUUCAGUUGGAAAGGAGCACCACUCAAACUGGGUCCUCAAGAAGGUCUGGCAUUCUUUGUCAGCACUGCAAAUGGUAAGGUCCACAGCGUGGAUGAGAAUGGUAAAACCACAGCUGUCCUUAGUGUGGAGGGUGCCAUCAAGAAACUUUUUUACCUUGACAAGAGAGAAGCUCUUGUUGUGAUCACUGAGACUCUGAUGCUGUCGCAGUACAAUCUGACCUCUGAUGGGGGAGCUAUUGAAUUCAGAAAGGUCAAGCUGAGUGGCAAAGGUGGGCAGAGUGUUGACAUGGUUUGGGCAGGCAAUGGCCUCCUCAUUACAGCAACCGGGGAGCAGCUGGUCAGGUUAUGGGAUCUUGAGCGAGACAACAACCAUGUUUUGUGCCUUGAUGAGACACUUGGAUUUGAGAAAGGAGAGUCGAUCAGCUGUGUUGCAUAUUGUGGAGCGAAAGAAAUACUUGCUGCUGGAACCAGCCAUGGACGCAUUGCAAUUUGGCGAAUGAUUGGACAUUCUGACAUCAGCAGAGGUGACGCUCGAGCCCACUGGAAGCUUCAACCACCCACUGAAAUUGAAGGAAGUGUCUCUCAGCUACAGUGGGGUUCGAAUUUGAACCUUCUCGCUGCAAAUAACUCCAAAACCGUGUUGAUUCUCUGCGAGCAUGUGAUGUCAACCGCCUUCAGCCAGCAGGUGGCAGCAGUUCAACUUUCCCCAACUCAGCUCAGCAUCAGUCAGUUCCACACAGGAGAGCACUUUGCUCUGCAGUCUGACAUGCACAUUAAGGGUGUGUGUUUAACAAAAGAUACUGUGACAGUAUGGAGUGGAAAGCAGAUUACAGUAUAUGAGCUCUCCAAGUCUGCACUACGCAACACAGGAUCAUUCACCUGUGAGUCACCGAUAGUAGCUGUUCAUGGUGAGAAUUUAUAUACAGUAGAACCAAACAGGGUCCAGAUCAGAACACCUCAGGGCACAGUGAAGCAGUUACUGACCUUUUCCAAGGCAGAGGGAAACCCUGUGCUGCUCAGUGUAUGUCAGUCGUACUUGGUUGUGGGCACCGAUACAGCCCACAUCAGGGUUUUUGAUCUUUCUAGAAGAGAUGCCAAAGCUCACUGCAGUGCUAAAAACCUGGCUAAUUACAUUCCCAAUUUCGGAGCUCUGAGGUCAGUGAAAUGCAAUGCUAAUGGAAGCCAAGUCAGCAUUCUAAUCUCUCAGGUGAAUGGACGUCCUGGUCAGAAAGUCUACUUUUUUGACAUCGAGAUGGACACUGUGACUCACUUUGAUUUCUUCAUUGGCCGGCCGUCUAGCGGCAUUUCACAAGCUGAUGAUAGCGACAGGCAGCAGUUUGAGGGGUCCGAACUUAGCGGACGCUGUCCUGUUUCGCAUUACUGGGAUGAGAGUGAGCCACGGCUCUUUGUGUGUGAAACGAUGCCAGUCAGCUCAGAGUCAUCAUACACCAAUAUCUCAGAUGCGGUCGACGUGUCGGUGGUUACACUCUUCUGUACGCAGGAACAUGGUCUCCUUUUGCAGGACUGCUACCCUAAACCAACAGGUCUUCAAGCCAUCAUUGCUCUUGAUGUACCCUACUAUUAUUUUAGCUGCAAGCUGUAUUUUCGGAGGGGUGGUGUCUUUCGGUCAGAACCUGGACAACAUGAUCAGGAUCCAGCUGAAAUUCCUUCUUCAGCACAACCACCAAAUGAGACCCAGCUUAUUCAGGGGACAGUUGGCCAUCUCCCCAACAUGGUGUCCAGGCGACCUCUCAGGGACUUUGUGGGACUGGAGAACUGCGAGAAAGCCACUCGAGAUGCCAUGCUGAACUUCAGCUUCUAUUUGACUAUUGGUGACAUGGAUGAAGCAUUCAAAUCAAUCAAAUUGAUAAAAAGCACAUUGGUCUGGGAGAACAUGGCACGGAUGUGUGUUAAAACCCGACGUCUGGAUGUGGCACGUGUGUGUCUCGGGAAUAUGGGAAAUGCCAGAGCAGUUAAAGCUCUAAAGGAGGCCGAGUUGGAGCCAGAACCAGAGGCCCAGGUGGCAAUGUUAGCCAUUCAACUUGGCAUGCUGGAAGAUGCAGAGAAGCUUUACAAGACUUGUCAACGCUUUGACCUGCUGAACACUUUCUAUCAAGCCUCAGGCCAAUGGCAGCAAGCCUUAGAAACGGCAGAGAAUCAUGACCGCAUUCACCUCCGCACCACCUACUACAAUCAUGCAAAGUACCUGGAAUCCAUGGGAAAUAAAACAUUGGCUCUGGUCUAUUAUGAAAAAUCAGACACCCAUCGAGUGGAGGUUCCUAGAAUGCUGCAGGACGACACGCUGUCUUUAGAAAUCUAUGUAAACAAGAUGAAAGACAAGAGCAUCUAUAAGUGGUGGGCCCAGUACCUUGAGAGCCAGUCGGAUUUGGAUUCAGCCCUCCGCUUCUAUGAACUGGGACAGGACUACCUUUCUUUGGUCCGUGUCCACUGCUACAUGGGAGAUGUCCAGAAGGCAUCCGAGAUAGCCAACAAUACCGGGGACAGAGCAGCAUCGUACCACCUGGCCCGCCAUUACGAGGGUCAUGACGACAUUAAACAGGCAGUCCACUUCUACACUCGAGCUCAGGCCUACAACAAUGCUAUCAGACUCUGCAAGGAGAACAGUCUCGAUGACCAGCUGAUGAACCUGGCUCUCCUCAGUAAUCCUGAGGAUAUGAUGGAAGCCGCCCGCUACUAUGAAGAGAGAGGCACCCACAUGGAUCGAGCUGUGUUACUCUACCACAAGGCUGGUUAUGUGUCCAAAGCGCUGGAGUUGGCCUUUGCUACUGAGCAGUUCUCUGCUCUUCAGCUCAUUGCUGAAGAACUGAAUGAGAAGUCGGACCCUGCCCUCUUGGAACGCUGCUCUGACUUCUUUAUCAAACAUUCUCAGUAUGAGAAAGCUGUGGAGUUACUGGUGGCAGCAAAAAAGUUCCCACAAGCCCUGGAGCUUUGCGUUAUUCAGAACCUGACCAUCACAGAAGAUCUUGCAGAGAAAAUGACCACAAUGGACAGCAAGGAUUUACCUGAAGACGCUCGUAAGGAGCUACUAGAGAGGAUCGCAGACUGCUGCAUGCGUCAGGGGAAUUACCACCUGGCUACCAAGAAGUACACUCAGGCGGGAAACAAGCUCAAGGCCAUGAAGGCGCUACUUAAGUCUGGUGACACAAAGAAAAUUAUCUUCUACGCCAAUGUUUGCCAUCAGAAAGAUCUUUUUAUCAUGGCUGCCAACUACCUGCAGUCUCUAGACUGGCGGAAAGACCCAGACAUCUUAAAGACCAUUAUCGGUUUUUACACAAAAGGAAGAGCACCAAACUUACUGGCAGGCUUUUAUGAAGCUUGUGCACAGGUGGAAAUUGAUGACUACCAGAACUACGAAAAGGCUUUAGAUGCCCUGACUGAAGCAUUAAAAUGGCUUUCAAAGUCAAAAGAUUCCUCAGCUGGACAGCAAGGAGUUCGUGUGUCUGACCUGCAGCACAAAGUCGGUCUUAUCAAGAAGUUUGUGAACAUACGCAGGUUGUACUCAGAAAAUGCUGGUGAAGCUGUGGCACAAUGUGAAGCUCUGCUGGAGGAGCCCGAUUUGGAUCCAGCAGUCAGGGUCGGGGAUGUUUUUGGUUUUCUAGUGGAGCAUCAUUGUCAGCAAGGCAACUUCACCGCAGCCUACCGUCGUUUUGAAGAACUUCAAAAACUACUGCCAUCCCAAAAUAUCAGGUACUAUGUUAGCCAGGCUAGUUUGGAGGCGCUGCAGAGAGAGCUAGGACUGCCUUUGGAUCAUAGAGUGAGCAGUAACAGUGUGAGGGAGGAGGACGAGGUAGAGGAGGAUUUAAACUUGUCAUGAGGUCUGACUUUCACUAACAUAUUCUCAGUAGGUUCUUCAGUCUCACAUGAAGGCCAUGUACAUCGACACAUGCUCUUAUCUGCACUUUCUUAAACCGGGAGGACUGUGUAGUUUAUGAGAGGAUACUUUUGUACUAAACGGUUUUUAUACACUCACAGACGAAUGAACACCAACUGUGUGCUUAAUGCAUAUUAUCUUUUUUAAACUCCAGAGAAACCAAUAAAAUAGCCUUGUUCCUUAGGUGAAGCCUGACGAGGACAACCUUUGCAAAUUGUGUGGCUGCAUGCCUUUCAUGUGACCAAACUGUACAAUUGUAAAUAUUUUUCUGUGUCGAACAUAUUUAAAAGAUAUUUUUGAUAAGCAAGCUGAGUGUGAUUUUGUGACCCGCU
Molecule: messenger RNA, 5024 nt
Organism: Synchiropus splendidus (mandarinfish)
Lineage: Eukaryota; Metazoa; Chordata; Actinopteri; Syngnathiformes; Callionymidae
Gene: ift140
Product: intraflagellar transport 140 homolog (Chlamydomonas)
Exons: 31
Coding region: 253-4635 (1460 amino acids)
Biological process (GO): intraciliary retrograde transport
Cellular component (GO): axoneme; intraciliary transport particle A; ciliary basal body
Molecular function (GO): protein binding
Source: RefSeq, a predicted model, not a curated record